UAUAUAAGGAGAAUCUGCAAGCAGCGACUCGUGCAACAACGACCACGCGCAGUUUAUCGCGGCUCGACGCGGAGGUUAUAGUUCGUGCGUCGUUUCUCUCGCCUUUAUCUUUCCUUCUUAUAGCGUUUCUCAACGCACUCUACUCGCGUAAUGCUCUUGCCAAGUCGUGUGACGACACUUGCGUUUGUCGCGUUCGCCGUAUUCGUCGGCAACUCGAUACCGAGCGCUACCGCCAAAUCCGUUCUCCACGAUUCUGCCAAUUCCAGACGAAUCUUCACGAUAUGCGUUCCCGACGUCUUUUGGGAGGAUUGCGUGGACAUGAUCAAGGACUCGGCCCACAAAGGAAUUCCCGUUUCCUGCAUCUCUGGACGCGACCGACUCGAAUGCAUCGAGCGGGUCGGCAAGAAGGAGGCUGACGUGGUAGCUGUCGAUCCGGAGGACAUGUACAUGGCAGUGAAGGACAACCAACUGGCCACCGGGGACACUUACAACGUGGUCGAACAAGUGAGGACCAAAGAGGAGCCGGACGCUCCGUAUCGCUACGAAGCCGUGGCCGUGAUACACAAAGAUCUGGCCAUCGAAAACGUGAACGGCCUUCGCGGACUAAAGUCCUGCCACACGGGCGUGGGUCGCAACGUGGGUUACAAGAUACCGAUCACCAAACUUACCAGCAUGGGUGUCCUCAACAAUUUACACGAUCCGGAAUACUCGGCACGCGAGAACGAGCUACGCGCCUUGAGUUCGCUCUUCUCCAAGGGAUGCUUGGUCGGCACUUGGUCCCAGGAUCCGGCCAUCAAUCGCAGACUCAAGGAGACUUACUCCAACAUGUGCGCUCUCUGCGAGAAACCCGAGAUCUGCGACUAUCCCGACAUUUAUUCCGGAUACGAGGGAGCAUUGAGGUGUCUCGCGCACAACGGCGGCGAAGUAGCGUGGACCAAAGUGAUCUACGUGAAACGAUUCUUCGGCUUGCCGGUCGGUGUAUCCCGGGCGAUUCCGACCACGGAAAAUCCAGCCGACUUUCGAUACUUUUGCCCGGACGGUAGCAAAGUGCCGAUAGACAGCAACACGAAACCGUGCACUUGGGCUGCCAGACCUUGGCAAGGAUACAUGACCAACAAGGAUGUCAAAGACGUAGAAGCGGUUCAAAAGGAGUUGACGGAUUUGGGUAAACUGGGCGAAGAAGAAAAGGCGGCUUGGUGGAAAGACAUCAUGCUACUCGAUGAGAAAACUUUGGCCGUUCCCGCCCCGGUUGCGUUGCCCGAGAAUCAUCUGAAGAACGCGAAAUACUGGGAUGUGAUCGAAAGGAAUUCAGGAGCAACGGACAAGAGCGCUCGCUGGUGCGUCUGGGAUAAAAACACGCUCGAUAAGUGCCGCGCCCUCGGCAUAGCCGCCUAUUCUAGAGACGUCAGGCCAAAGUUGGAGUGCACGCUCGAAAAGAAUCUAGACGACUGCUUGAUGGCCACCAAAAUGGGUAACGCGGAUCUGAUGGUCCUCGAAGGCGGUUCGCUACUUCGUGCCUCGAAGGAGUUCAACGCCGUUCCCAUCGUCGCGGAAUCCUACGGACCAGGUUCGACGAAUUACAGCGAAAGGCCAGCGGUGGCGGUCGUUCGGAAAUCUGGCCCGAUAAACAAGCUAGAGGACCUGAGGGGCAAGAAAUCUUGCCACAGCGGAUACAAGGGUGACUUUGCCGGUUGGGCUGCACCGGUUCACGCGUUGAAACAGAAGGGUCUGGUGAAAUCGGAGGAUGACGUGGAAGACUUUUUCUCGGCAUCGUGUGCUCCCGGAGCGCCGACCGACUCGAAGCUGUGCAAACAAUGCGUCGGAAAUUUGGCGAGUAACAACGACGAGCUUCGAGCCGUGACCAAGUGCAAGCCGAACAAAGAGGAAACGUACAGAGGUGGAGCUGGAGCUCUCGCGUGUCUGAUGGCCGGCAAUGGCGAUGUCGCGUUCGUACCUUUGACCGCCUUGUCGGGCAACGUCACUGUCUCAAAGUCGGAGCUCGUGUUGCUCUGUCCCGAUGGCGGCCGUGCUUCCGUCGACGAAUGGCAGCGAUGCAACUUGGGCCUGGAUCCGCCACGUGUGAUCGUCGGUUCCGGCACUAAAACCGCAAAUGGCCUGGAGGAACUCACUCACGGCAUAUUAGCCGCCAGUACCCUAUACUCCAAGCGGCCCGAUCUUUUCCAGAUGUUCGGCGUUUGGGCCGAUCAAUCGAAUCUUCUGUUCCGGGAUCAAGCCAAGGGUCUCGUGUCGAUGGACAAAUCGUGGAACAAACAGAACGAGUGGAAGGAGACGCAACGGGAUUACGGUACGGCUUGAAGCGCCGACAUUGCCGUUUCCACGUCAUAAGAAGGCAUCGAGGAACGUGUCUUUUCAGACGCUGCAAUAAAGUACCAUAGAGCAUUA
Eufriesea mexicana is the source of this 2403-nucleotide messenger RNA. It is a transcript of the gene Tsf1, whose product is annotated as transferrin 1. Gene Ontology annotation, cellular component: extracellular region; recycling endosome; plasma membrane. The record is from RefSeq and is a predicted model, not a curated record. The transcript is spliced from 9 exons. Gene Ontology annotation, biological process: iron ion transport. NCBI's taxonomy places the organism in Eukaryota, Metazoa, Arthropoda, Insecta, Hymenoptera, Apidae. The coding region runs from base 151 to 2316 and encodes 721 amino acids.